Euleptes europaea (tarantolino) is the source of this 422-nucleotide messenger RNA. RefSeq names its product G protein subunit gamma 12 (gene GNG12). Gene Ontology annotation, cellular component: heterotrimeric G-protein complex. NCBI's taxonomy places the organism in Eukaryota, Metazoa, Chordata, Lepidosauria, Squamata, Sphaerodactylidae. Gene Ontology annotation, biological process: G protein-coupled receptor signaling pathway. The record is from RefSeq and is a predicted model, not a curated record. The transcript has 2 exons. Gene Ontology annotation, molecular function: G-protein beta-subunit binding. Bases 19 to 240 code for a protein of 73 amino acids.
UGUAACAGCUCGCUGAAAAUGUCUAGCAGAACCUCUGGCACAACAAACAAUAUAGCUCAGGCCAGAAGAACUGUUCAGCAGUUGAGAAUAGAAGCAUCUAUAGAACGAAUAAAGGUAUCCAAGGCAUCAGCAGAUCUAAUGUGCUAUUGUGAGGAGCAUGCUAGGAAGGAUCCUUUACUAAUGGGUAUUCCUGCUUCAGAAAACCCCUUCAAGGAUAAAAAGACCUGUGCAAUUCUAUAGGCAAAGCAGCAAGAUGCCUUCAAGACCUUCCCUGUGAAACAAACCAAGCAGUUUCCUAGAGGAAUAACCUGAAGAUCAUCUGGUACCAACUGCAUAAAACGGCAAUCCAUUUACAUUGUGUAUCAAUGAACUUUUAGGUUUUCUAAAAAGUUUCUUUUCUUUAAAAUGUUCAGCGUGGGGAU